This is a messenger RNA of Adelges cooleyi (spruce gall adelgid), 633 nucleotides long. RefSeq lists its product as uncharacterized. NCBI's taxonomy places the organism in Eukaryota, Metazoa, Arthropoda, Insecta, Hemiptera, Adelgidae. The record is from RefSeq and is a predicted model, not a curated record. The transcript is spliced from 6 exons. Gene Ontology annotation, molecular function: calcium ion binding. Bases 258 to 557 code for a protein of 99 amino acids.
GUACGGGAUAGAUUAUUCUAGAUGCACCAGUGAUGGUUUGAAAGCCGACGCUAGUCGCUACGGCGUCGUUAGUCAGUCUCAAAUUCAGUUCAGUGGAUGUUUACACACAAACAUUUUAUAAUGACGGAACGGGCACAAUCUAGGCAAAUCUAGAAACAGAUGGUACAUAACCUACGCCGUUAGUCAUUCAGCUCACAUGGUAAAAAAAAAGAAAAGCUCCUGAAUCGAGUAGCAAAAUUGUAGUGAGACCACCGCAGAUGACUGACGAAGAAAUAAAAGGUAUGUUUACCCUAUUAGAUACGGAUAAGGAUGGAUGGCUUACCUUAAAACAGUUUGAAGAACUUAUGCAGUUCAGUGAUGAUGAACUCGAUAAGGAACUAAAAAAGUACUUCACUGAAAUGGGUACAAAUAAUCGCUUAGCCUACGACGAAUUUUAUCUUUUAAUGACUAAACCCAUAGAGAAGAUAUAUAGAACUCAAGAAAAUUCUAAAAAAAUGUUGGAAUUUAUGGGUUUAUUCCGAACGAAUAACACAGAACCAUCCAAAAUCGACUCAUAAUUCAAAAUUAAACUUUGUUAUUAUAUUUUCAAAUUGGUAUAACUAUAAGACAAACACGACAGUUUUAGGCAAAUAU